Saprolegnia parasitica CBS 223.65 is the source of this 837-nucleotide messenger RNA. RefSeq lists its product as hypothetical. NCBI's taxonomy places the organism in Eukaryota, Oomycota, Saprolegniomycetes, Saprolegniales, Saprolegniaceae. The transcript is spliced from 2 exons. The coding region runs from base 1 to 606 and encodes 201 amino acids. The record is from RefSeq and is a predicted model, not a curated record.
AUGGCAGAUCUACCCGCCUUCAAGCAGAAGCACGCCCUGAAGUAUGGAUUGAAGCUCGUCUCGUCCACGGCCGAUGGGGAUCAGAGCGUCCAGUGCGUCUACGAAGGACGGGACAAGGUUGAGAUCACCGCCGGAUCGACCCGCAAACGCAAGGAGCGUAACAGUGCUCAUCAUUUCAAGAUGCCGUUCAGAUCCCAGAACUACGUCAGUCUUCACAAGCAGCACCAGGCGUCUUGGGAAGUGUACCAGAGCCUGUCGAUGGAGGACAAGAUGGACUACUUCAAGGGCAAGGUCAGCAACUACGUCGAGCAACUCGUGGUAAGCCUAGGACGAGUUCGAGCCGAGCGCGACGAUAGCAACAAGCCUCUGGAGAAGGAUGCCCCUCCAGUAUUGCCAGGUCAACUGGUCGUCCUUCCACCCAGGAUCUUCAUCAGCGACGUGCUCGAUCCGUGCCGCGAGGGCAUUUCGCGCAUGUGGUCUGUCGAGACGAUCGACGAGGUUGAAGCUGAUCACCGCGCGUUGAACGCCGCCUACAACGGCGGUGACCCAUCUCUCAAGGAGCUCAUCGACAAGCACGAUGCUACCACAACGUUUGACGAGGCCUAAGGAGUGGCGUCAGGUCGCUGGAGUCGUCUUUGCUCCUUCUGUUGUGGGCUUGCGACUGUGUUUGCCAAUACCACGUCCGUCGAGUUCGACUUCUCGAUCCUCAAGUGGGAAAUGGACGAGAACCGGACCGAUAUAAUGCACCUUUCGCUCGAAAGAAUCUUCCAGGCCAAGCAGCGGAACACAUUCGAGUCUUUAAACCUUUAAACCUGUGAAAUACAUCGUGCAUUGUCC